AUGGUUAUGAUUGACGAAGCGGAGAUGCGGAGAACCGAACCGGAAACAGCUGUUUCGAGUUCCAGUGAUGGUAAGAUCGUUGCAGAUACUCCUGAUUCAAUCGACGGAUCCUCUGUAGUCGUUCGGAGAUCCACCGGAGUCCGAAUCUCAGCUCAGCAAAGCCUUGAGGAAAUUAUCGGUUCGAAUGUAUCUAAACCGGAUCCAACCGAUAUUUUGCCGGAGAUUUCUACUUUUGAGGUAAUCGGUGACGAUUCUGUUACUCUUUGUGAUAUUGCGAAUAAAGAGAUCCGUGUGAAAGAGGAACCCGAGAAUCUAGUUUCUGAUCAGGAAGAAGAAAUGAUGAUUGAUUCUGUGGUUGAAACUGUUUCAAGAGAUUCAUGUUUUGAUUGCAACGUGAAGCUAGAGGUUGAGGAGGAGCCUGAAUCGCAUGCUCAAGAAGAAGAAAUGAUCGUUGAUUCGAUAGCAAAAUCUGUCGUCGAAACCGUUUCAAGAGGUUCAGAGUACGGUCGUGUUAAUGUCAAUGUCAAGGUCAAGGAAGAGCCUGGUUUAGUAACUUUAGCCAUAAGAAGUGACAUGGAGACUGAACAAUCAAUACCAAAUGGUGUCAUCAUCGCGCUAAAGCAUGAGAAUCUGGAUACCCCUGAAGUUAUUGAAGUGGAAUCAGAUUCUCUGAAUCCCUUAGUGAAACAAGAGAGGAGUGAUACGCAUGAUGUGAAGAUGGAACCGGUUGAGGAAACAAAGGUGGAUGCUUUGAAAGAAUCGGAGAUUGAGCAAUCUAUACCAACUGGUAUCAUCUUGGCGCCGAAGCCCCUUCAAUUUAUUAAAGUGAAAGAUGAGAAUUUGGAUUCCCCUGAAGUUAUUGAUGUGGAGUCGGUUAAUGUGAAGAGGGAACCGGUUGAGGAAACAAAGGUGGAUGCUUUGAGUUUGAGCUUGCAAGUGAAGGAAACGAAACAGAGACCUGUGUAUGUGAAGAAGGAGACGGUUGAUGCAAGAAGGGUGAAAGUGGAAGAUGGAGAUUUUCCGGUGGAGAAAGAUUGGUUUUUGGUCGGGAGGUCGCUUGUCACAGCUACUUCGACGAGUAAAGGAAGAAAGAUAGAAGAUAACGAGGUUGUGAACUUCACAUUCCCCUCUACUGUGAACUGGAAAGUCCCAAACAUUGUUCGUUUCUCUACUAAAAGAUGUGGAGAGAUUGGUAGGCUUCCGAUGGAAUGGUCGAAUUGGGCUGUGUGCCUUUUGAGAUCAGGUAAGGUCAAAAUGCUAGGCAGAUGCGUAGCAGCGCCACCAUUUCUUCAAAUGAUGCAAGACAUAAUGCUAUAUGUCAGCUUCUACAUCCACAGCUCGAUAUUCACUGACGUUAGCAAAUCCACUUGGCGUAUCGGUUCUUCCCCAGACGCUGAGUUUACUCCUCAGGAGCUUGACUCUCGCAAACAUUCGCUGAACUUGGAGGAUGACUCAGACGAAAGAGCAGCAUUGUUGGCCAUAGCGAAAAGAAGAAAAGGUUCUCAACAUUAUCUGGAACAGAGCAAAGAUGAAGAAGAAGAAGAUGCUCCUGAGUCAUAUAUGAACCGCGUUGUUGGCGCUGCAGAUUCUUACAACCUAAAGGAGAUGGAAGCUCCAAGUACACUCACGUGUAACCUGAGACCAUACCAGAAGCAAGCACUCUACUGGAUGUCAGAAUCUGAAAAAGGAAUCGAUGUUGAUAAGGCAGCUGAAACUCUACAUCCUUGUUGGGAGGCUUAUCGAAUCUGUGACGAGAGGGCACCUUCAAUUUACAUGAACAUCUUCAGCGGUGAAGCAACGAUCCAGUUUCCAACAGCAACACAGAUGGCAAGAGGCGGAAUAUUGGCAGAUGCAAUGGGACUUGGAAAAACAGUGAUGACAAUUGCACUAAUACUUGCACGGCCAGGCCGUGGAAACCCGGAAACUGAAGAUGACUUGGCUUCAGAUGUUUGUGUGGAUAAACCUAAGAGGAAGGAGAAUCAUCAUACCGCACUAACGUCUGUGAAGGCAAAAGGUGGCACUCUUAUUGUUUGUCCUAUGGCAUUGUUAAGCCAAUGGAAGGACGAGUUUGAGACACAUUCCAAGCCUGACACAGUGUCUGUCUUGGUUUACUAUGGAGGGGAUAGGACACAUGACGCUAAAGCAAUAGCGAGCCAUGAUGUUGUCUUGACAACUUAUGGUGUCUUAACAUCAGCUUACAAGCAGAACAAGCUUGAAGAUCUUUAUAGUCUCCUAUGCUUCUUGCAUGUUGAACCAUGGUGCAAUUGGGCUUGGUGGAGUAAGUUGAUUCAGAAGCCUUAUGAAAAUGGCGAUCCACGAGGACUGAAGCUGAUCAAGGCGAUUUUGAGGCCAUUGAUGCUGAGAAGAACAAAGGAAACAAGGGACAAAGAAGGAAGCUUGAUUCUUGAACUUCCUCCAACGGAUGUCCAAGUCAUUGAAUGUGAACAAUCCGAAGCAGAACGUGAUUUCUAUACUGCCCUUUUCAAGAGAUCCAAAGUCCAAUUUGACCAGUUUGUGGCACAAGGCAGAGUUCUUCACAACUAUGCAAACAUCCUGGAGCUCCUCCUCCGUCUACGCCAAUGUUGUAACCACCCUUUCCUAGUUAUGAGCCGAGCAGACUCGCAACAAUACGCUGACUUAGAUAGCCUCGCAAGGAGAUUUCUUGAUAACAACACUGACUCUGAUUCCCAAAAAGCUCCUUCUCGGGCUUAUAUCGAAGAAGUCAUCCAAGAUUUACGCGAUGGCAACAGCAAAGAAUGUCCAAUAUGUCUAGAGUCUGCAGAUGAUCCCAUCCUCACACCUUGCGCUCACAGAAUGUGCAGAGAGUGUCUUCUUACUAGCUCGCGCUCUACGUCUUGUGGUCUAUGCCCAAUCUGCAGGACAAUCCUGAAGAAAACAGAGCUUAUCUCGUGCCCGACGGAGAGUAUAUUCCGCCUUGAUGUUGUUAGAAACUGGAAGGAGUCUUCAAAGGUCACAGAGCUUCUCAAUUGCUUAGAGAAGAUCAAGAGAUCUGGUUCUGGUGAGAAGAGCAUUGUGUUUAGCCAGUGGACUUCGUUUUUGGAUCUUCUCGAGAUACCGUUGCGAAAAAGAGGAAUCGAGUUUCUUAGAUUCGACGGGAAGCUUGCUCAGAAGGCGAGAGAAAAGGUCUUGAAAGAGUUCAACGAAACCAAACAGAAAACGAUUCUGCUUAUGUCUCUGAAAGCUGGAGGAGUUGGUCUGAAUCUUACCGCAGCUUCAAGCGUCUUCUUGAUGGAUACAGUGGAGGAACGGAUGCAGCAAGUUCAGGCAAGGAAGCAGCGGAUGAUCGCCGGAGCUUUGACCGAUGAAGAAGUCCGGUCGGCAAGACUUGAGGAGCUCAAAAUGUUGUUCCGAUAAGAGAUAUUUCAUAACAUUGUUAAGUUAGUCUUUUAAUGCAAGGAGAAAGGUUUUUUUUGUUUUGUUUAUGUACUUUGCAUUUUUAAACUUUAUAAAAACUGAUAAAUCAGUUUGUACAUAGCAAUUAGAAAUUUUGCAACGGUA
Molecule: messenger RNA, 3519 nt
Organism: Thlaspi arvense
Lineage: Eukaryota; Viridiplantae; Streptophyta; Magnoliopsida; Brassicales; Brassicaceae
Source: the annotation of a GenBank genome assembly